Molecule: messenger RNA, 432 nt
Organism: Iphiclides podalirius (scarce swallowtail)
Lineage: Eukaryota; Metazoa; Arthropoda; Insecta; Lepidoptera; Papilionidae
Source: the annotation of a GenBank genome assembly
AUGCGUCGUGCUUACAAAGUUCCACCUCCCGCGCCCUCCCGCGCCCUCCCGCGCCCUCCCGCGCCCUCUGCCGCCGCCUCGAGUCACGACUGUGGGCUUAACAGGGCUAAUUGGUUUUUGAACAGCUUUUAUACGGAAUAUGUUCCUCUCCAAAAUUCUACAUUGAAUAGUGUGCGGUUCGGCGUCUGCGCCCCAUUGUUCCCUAACAAUCGCUUAAUCAACAUAACCAGACGUAAUCACCGACUCGUCGAAACUGCCAUGAAAUUAUGCGCCGCGCGUUGCAUUGAUACGCGCUCCUUUCAAAUGGCUCCCCAUUCGGGCGGCUGGUGGGGCACAAUGGAGUCGGACGUCACGUUCUGCGCCAACCCCGCUCAGUCACCGCGGACCGGCAAUGGGGAGGAAAGAAAGCGACUCGACUCUUUUCUUUCGGAC